Racocetra persica is the source of this 360-nucleotide messenger RNA. Lineage: Eukaryota; Fungi; Glomeromycota; Glomeromycetes; Diversisporales; Gigasporaceae. The record is from the annotation of a GenBank genome assembly.
GAUAUGGAUGCAAUUAUUUUGAUCAAGGAACAGAUGAAUUACGAUUGAAUGAAAUUACUAAAUUAUCUGAAAAAUUCGGAGAUUUUUUUCCUUUAGUGACUGAAUUUGGUGGCAUUAUUCAGUAUCAAAUUGAUUCCGUUUAUGAAUUUUUAGAUGAUGAAGUAAAAAUGAAAUUUCUUAAGGUGUUUGGACAGAAGAUACUUCAUUUCGACACUAUUGAUAUGACUUUUGAUGAGGAAAAUAUUAAAAAUCGCGAGGAACGUGAAAUCUCUGUUCCCACAAAUAUACUCGCAAAUAUGAAAGAAAAUACGGAAAAGUAUCAAAUAUAUGCAACAGUUCUGCAUACUGAAGAAGACAUUU